GACGAGCCCAGGUUUAUCUAUAGCGCCUCAGUAACGAGCAGAAAGUUUGAGAAAUAGUAAAAUGAAACACCGACCGGAAAGGGCUAAAUACCGAGUUGAAAGAAUGCUUUAACGAGAUAAAGAACUUGUUUUCUGCUCACCAUUCUAUUCCUUUACACAUCCUUUGUACUACAGUUUCUCUACAUUACACACUUCCUUAGGUACACCACAAUCCCUCACCAACCAUUACUACGAAAAACAAACGUUCAAUAAUAAACAGCUCUAGGUAGAUCGUUAGGGAGAGAUUGAACGCAAUGACAACUGUCGUUAAAAAAUCAAAAGAUCGAGGUGAAGCAAUUCAUAACACCUCGAUGUUGACAAGUCAAAUGACUCAUCCUGGUCUCGGUGAUGGUUUAUUAGAACAUGUACGAAAAAAAUUAGCACAGGUGAAAUUGGAUCACCCGUCAAAAAGUGUUUCUUUAGCUACACAAACUGGACCAACCGAAACAGAAGUUACCGUAGGCAGAAAAACUCAAGUUAUUAAGCAAGUAACAUCAGAUAAGGAAAUUACGACAAUUGAGGACACAGUAACCGAGUCUAUUACUGUUAAGUCCCGGAAACCACUAAAAGCCGUUUAUGAAGAACAUUUGACAAAAGAAGCUUACUUGGAAGGACUGAAGAAAGGAACUUUAUUGAAAGGUACUCUCAGAAUUUUAGACAGCUUCCACAGUGCUUUUGUCACCGUUGAAGGCUAUGCUGAUGACUUCUAUAUCGAUGGAAUGAUUGCUCGUAAUAGAGCUUUGGACAAUGACACCGUAAUUAUUGAGACCUUAAAAGACCGUGCUCCGGCUUCCGAAUCUGUCACUGUUCAAGGAAGCAGCUCUUCUGAGGAUGACCUUACAGCUGAUCCAGCAUUACCUACUUCAGUUGCAUCCUCCAAUCCCAACGCAAAAGUUGUGGCUAUCGCUGAACGGUGGCCCAGAGAUUCAGUAGUUGGCAUUCUUCAUCCUCCCGGAUGGUCACCCAACACUGGAAGUCCAAGAAACUCAAAGUCAAAUUACUGUAUUUUCCAACCUCAAAGCAAGCGUAUGCCGUUUCAUCUUAUCCACAAAAAUGACUUAGGCGAACUCUCGGGAUCGAAUUGGCGGGAACAGAUCACACAAAAUGAAGGGGUUAUCUUCAGCGUGAAGAGAAAGACUUGGUCUGCUACAUCUCGUUAUCCCUUGGCAAAAGUUGACAAACGUAUUGGCCAUCUCUCUAACAUCGAGGCAAGCACUCAAGCUAUCCUGCUGGAACGCAUGGUGAACUCCCGUGAGUUUCCCGACGAAGUUUUAGAUUGUCUUCCAUCAGACAACUGGUGCAUUACUGAUGAGGAGCGGGCGAAACGUCGAAGCUUUCUUGAUCAAAUUGUGCUCACAAUUGAUCCAGAAACGGCUCGUGAUCUCGAUGAUGCUGUCUCUUGCAUAGACAAUGGUGACGGAACUUACAGAAUUAGCGUUCACAUUGCAGAUGUGUCGCAUUUCGUUAAACCUGAAACUGCUUUAGAUAAUGAAGCUCGCUCCCGCGCAACAACUGUCUAUCUUGUUCAGCGCGCAAUUCCGAUGCUUCCAACUUUACUAUGUGAACGUUUAUGCUCAUUAAAUCCCUCAGUGGAAAGGUUGGCCUUUAGUGUUGAAUGGCUCGUGGAUCGCAACGGCCGUGAGCUUGGACCCCGUUGGUUUGGAAAAAGUCUGAUUAAGACUUGUUGCCGUUUAACUUACACGGAAGCACAAAAUAUACUCGAAGGAAAGUCCUGGGAAGAAGGUGUUGGAAAACCAAUUUCUGACGGAUUUAAAGCCACGGAUGUUGAGGUUUCUAUUCGGAACCUGAAUAUAAUUGCCAAGGCUUUGCGAAAGGCACGUUUUGACAAUGGUGCUGUUAGUGUGAAUACAAGCGAACUGAAAUUUCGUUUGGAUGAACAAGGAUUGCCUCAGAAAUGUGAAGUCUAUGAACACAAAGAUGCCAACCGUCUGAUUGAAGAGUUCAUGCUUUUUGCUAAUCGUUCUGUCGCCGAAAAAAUUAGCAACCAUUUCCCUCAUGUUGCCUUGUUACGUCGUCAUGCUCCCCCCAAAGAAAAGCAACUUGGCGAAUUCAUUCGCUUCCUUGCCCAUCUUGGUUUUGAUUUCGAUGGUUCUACGUCUGCCAGGUUUAAUGAUUCCUUACAGCGUCUACGUGAAAAGUUUCCUUCUGACAUUACCGAAUUAAUUGAAAACAUGGCUGCUCGUUCGUUGCAGCGUGCCGAGUAUUUCUGUACAGGAAGUACGGACUCCGUCUCUGAAUGGCUACAUUAUGCUUUAGCUUUCUCUCAUUACACUCAUUUUACGUCUCCUAUUCGCCGUUACCCCGAUAUCAUUGUUCACCGAUUGUUAGAAUGUGCCGUUCAAGAUUGUGAUUCCUCGCUAAAAACAAAGCAGUGCAAUGAAAUUGCGACGCAUUGUAAUACGAAAAAAGAAAAUGCUCGUUUGGCACAGGAGGACAGCAAUUUUGUUUUCCUUUCUGUGUACCUUAACAAGUAUAGUGAGGAGCAUAAGGUUCCAGCAAUGCCUGUUCGUGUAUUUGUUACUCGUAUAUUGGACCAUUCUAUCGAUGUUCACAUUCCCGUAUUUGCUCUUACUCGUCGCAUCAGCUUCCUGGACGAGCCAUCUCUUGAGAGCUUUGAGGUUGAUGAUUCCGAAGAACAUGUUCAACUGACUUUCAAGAAUGGAACAUCCACAAAACUCUCGAUGUUCAAUGACUUCACUGCUUACUUAGCAGCCGACUUCACAAAGACAUUCUGCAAUAUAAAAUGCAGUCUGCAUCAACCUGUUACCGAACUCCCUGAUAACCAAAAGUCUGUUACGGACACCACCGAGUAAUGAAUGAUAACAUGUAUUCUCAAUAUUAACUUCAACGACAUAUCUUGAAACCCUAAUACACUUGAACUUAAACUAUACCUGUUUUAUCUUCGCUUAUUUUUCAU
Molecule: messenger RNA, 2977 nt
Organism: Schizosaccharomyces japonicus yFS275
Lineage: Eukaryota; Fungi; Ascomycota; Schizosaccharomycetes; Schizosaccharomycetales; Schizosaccharomycetaceae
Product: ribonuclease II family protein
Exons: 1
Coding region: 294-2873 (859 amino acids)
Biological process (GO): polyuridylation-dependent mRNA catabolic process; nuclear-transcribed mRNA catabolic process
Cellular component (GO): cytoplasm; P-body
Molecular function (GO): RNA binding; RNA nuclease activity; 3'-5'-RNA exonuclease activity
Source: RefSeq, a predicted model, not a curated record